CGACGCGUGUGGGUGCAGCAAGAGCACGCGAUGGCUUCUCAUGACCCGACGUUUGUUCUCGGUCGAUUGAGCUUCUCAUUGCUGAACUUCCUGCUAGACACUACAAUGCUUUACGAAGAAGCAUCGAAACGACUCUUGCCGUUCCAGCAUCUCGAGAUCAUGGACACACAUAUGAGUGUCCCACUCCGCGGGGUCCUGAGGCAGCUGAAGGGCAUCCAGACAGUCGUCGGAAACCGAGGCAACGAGCUGCUGCGGAAGAGUUCACACGGGUUCCAGACCCCGUCUACAUUGCUCAGGGAGAGUGCGCUGCUGUGCUGCACUGAUGCACGGGACCGCAUUUACGGCAUGCGGGUGUUUCUCGAUCCCGUCGCGCAGCGAGCCUUUUAUCCCAACUAUAAGCUAAGUCAUCGGCGUGUCUUUGAGGAGCUAUCUGCGUGGGUUCUCGUCAUGGACAACUGCGUGGACAUCUACUGCUGGUACCCAUACAAAUUGCCACAACCUGCGCCGUCCUGGGUGCCGGACUUUUCCCGCCCGGCAGAGACUAUGGACUAUGAGGGCUCGGCCACUCAAGGUGGCAGUCCGGAUGAGGUUGUCGCUAUUCACGGUGGAAUCUUGGCGAUUGAGGGUUACGCCUAUGACGUGGUCGAGGACGUAGUCUGCCUCGACGAAGAUGACUCAUGGCCACAGAUGGCGUCCAAGAUAUGGCAGGCAGAUUGUCUCCACGCGGUGCUCCCGUCUCGUACGCAGCAGAAGAGCAUGUCUCCCUUCCUCUGCGAAUUGCACAAGAUGCACCAGGAGUCCUCCAUCCACCCUCCCGGUAUGCAGCGCGACAAUAUGCCCCAUCUCCUGCGUAACAAGCAGAAUACGAACUCGUUGUGCUGGUGGGCAGACUGCGUGCCCGUCAGGACAAUGUCAAUAGCUGACGUCCUCGGCCUCGACACAAGCUCCAUCGUCGAUGCCAUGAACAUUGCCUUCGGCCCGGUGCUGGAGUACGUCAACAACCAGCUUGAGGAGCACGCGCUGCCCAAAGGAACCUCAGAGAAGAUGCCAGAGAGCGACGAGGGCUGGACUCAGGCAUGGCAGUCGAUAAAAUACCGUCUGAUCAUGUUGCAGUUUGUUGUCGUGAAGAAUUCGCAAGAAGCCGCAUUCGUCGGACCAGCACUCUUUGAUUUCGAAAAUCUUCGACAGAGCCUCGAAGCCCUCGCUCUCCCUAGCCGCGACUAUGAGCUUCCCCGAGACGAGAUCCUUAGCUUUCAAGAGCAGCUGCGGAGUCUGGCCUUGUCAGUUGCAGUAUGGGAAGAUUGUAUCGAGAACCGCAGCUUCGGCGAUGGCAUGCGACUGCCGGGCUUCGAGACAGACUUGAGCGUGGUACAAAAUGCGGUUGUUGAUGCAGCCUGCGAACAGGAGGUCCGGCUGAGGGCGAGAAUCGUCCUCGCAACGGCGCUUGAAGUCCGCAGACGUGCAAAGGCCUCGCUUGAGGGCAGCACGAGUCAGACCCGGGCACAAGGUCUUGUGGCUGACUUUGAUCCCGGGCCAGGCACUCGGCCUCUCCAAGCACUGGCUGCCAAGCUCGUAGACUUUCACAGAGAUUUGGAGCAAGCGGGAUCCGUCACAGCGCCAUUAACGGUGUCAGAAGGGCUUUUCGACCCAUUCGACCACCCAGUCGCCCGAGCCAACGGGGUUACACUUGCUGGCCUGUCAAUCCAUGCAGACAAGCGACUGGAUACCUCUAGUGAUCAAGCCACCGCGGCAAAGACGGAUCGUAGUCUAGCAUCAACAGGAAAGGAUGUCAGCAGAAGGACUGAGCAUCCUCCCGGCGAAGCCGACAACACGAUAACCACGACCGAAGGCGAAGCCAUAAUGAAACGAUGGAUUGCCAAUUUCAUCGACUCCAUCCCCGAAUCCCUCAAGACGAGCUUCCCACGGCACGGGCAGCCGACAUCCGCGGUCGUCCGCAAGGGCUUCGAAACCGCCUUCCGUGGCAAGACAGUGCUGACCACACGCCAUGGGUUCGUCGGCAUGGGCCUCGAAGGCGUUACGGAUAUCAGGACUGGUGAUGAGAUAGUAGUCCUGAGAGGGGCACGGUAUCCUCUAAUCCUUCGCAGGAUGGGGAAACAGGAACGUGGCGUGCGUCAAAGCGCGGAGGAGGCAAGUGUCCCGACAAGUCCCCAAGACGGCGCAAUUUCUCAAGCCGAAGAUGGGUGUUCUGAUUCGGAUGUUAAAAAUGUUUAUUAUACGAUGGUUGGGUUUGCAAAUAUACGAGGGCACUCGCUCCAGGGGUUUCAGACGCUUAACAAAAAGGCUCUACCGAAGAAGACGACUUAUAGAAUUAUAUAGAUC
Messenger RNA from Microdochium trichocladiopsis, 2340 nucleotides. RefSeq lists its product as uncharacterized. The transcript has a single exon. The record is from RefSeq and is a predicted model, not a curated record. NCBI's taxonomy places the organism in Eukaryota, Fungi, Ascomycota, Sordariomycetes, Xylariales, Microdochiaceae. Bases 31 to 2337 code for a protein of 768 amino acids.